CUAGACAAAGUUGUUUUUUUUUUUUUUUGUUUUUGUUUUUUUUUUAAAUCACAUUUGCUAAUUCUCACAUAGUAAUGUGUCCACCAUCUUCACUGUGGUCUGUCAGUUCCCCCAGAUCAGUUGCCUGCUUCUCCCUUUUGAAAAGGCAAUUUUAGAUGUAGUGCAGAUGCAGCUCAGGUGCAGUGGUUGUCAUUAGCUUUCCCCUUGACCUGACCUAAACUCCACCACUUUCCUAGUCUAUACAAACCCUGAGCAUCAUGGUUAUACUGUUCCCUCAUUGCAAAGCAAUCAUUAGUCAUCAAGUUUCCCCAUUGGGAACUAAUGGUUUCAUUCCCAGUUGCUCUGAUGUUGCUUCAGGUUGUGUUGGAGAGCAGAUACUUUUACUACCAUUUUCCUUACUUAAAAUAUAUUGAACUAUAAUAAAGGGCAGGGAUAGGGGAAAAUGUCAUUUCCCCUCUGUAACAACAAGAAGAUAGGGUCAGUCAAAGGGAUUCCCUUAUUCCCCAUCACCAUCCCAAUCCCCGCUGUUGUUCAAUUGCUUGUCAAUAUUUUUUCUAAAGGGCUGGGAAGAGGAUUCCCUAGUAAAAAUGACUUGUAACUAAGCAAAAUACCUAUGCAUUUGGCCCCUAAAGCAGUUGUGGCCCAGGCCCGCAGGAGGUCACUCCUGAAGAUAUCUCCUUCCUAAUCAGAUGCAUGUUGCCUAUUAUUUGGGAAAUGCAAUCCCUAUCUAGGUCGGGAUGGGAAAAAUGGAAGUGACGUUUCUCUUGAGCUCACCCCUGGGAGAUGCUGCAAAUGUGUAGAAAAUGAAAUCCAUGUGGUAUGUGAUAGAGGUGCAGAAAGAUAUCUAUUUUUAAGAUACCUGAUAUUUGGUGUCUUACAGGGAUUCUAAGCAGCACCUGAAUUUAGUUCCUAAUUUAAAUCUGUGCCACCAGAUUAAAGGAAUAAAAGGGCAUAGUUGGGGGAGUUCUAACUCAAUAUCGCUACUGAUAUGUUGUGUGAUUGGUGAAGAAUUCUACUCCAGAGAAGUGUAAAAUUACUCCAAGUAAGGUCAAAGAUUUGACAAGAACUCAGGUAGAAAUUGCACGUGCUAGUAAUUGAUUUUCAUCCCCGAGAUGGAAGCUAUGGUGACCUGUGGCCCAGGUAAACUAUUUUUUAGAACCCUGCUCUCCUGUUAAGUGGCACUGAUCCCACUCCUAAAGGAUGUCAUGAUUACAUUGGGUACAACUCUCUCUUACCAUUUGGAUCCAAAGUUUCAUGAAGCUCAGAGAGAAACAGCUGAUUCCUUCAGAGCCAUUCUAUGCCUAUGUGUCCCAAUCUGGCUGCCUUUUUGGACAAGAAGCACUUCCAUGCUGGGCAAAUGAUGGUAGCCAGUGAGGGAAUGUAUCCGAUUCCCAGUUCAGACUGCAGGAUACAUGAAUGCUAAGUCCAGAAUCUGUGGUUUGGUCUCUUAGUUUUGCUAUUAAGUCUAAUGCAGUUGUAUCACUUCUCCUCCUCCUGCUACUUUGAAAGAUUAGAAAGUGUGAAAAUAGAGCACAGGUGUUUUUUCUCAUGAUGCGAUCUUCCCAUGUAGCGUGAGACCCCCUUCCACCCGCACUUCUGGGAGAAGACGCAGGGAGAAAUGAACUCACAGAAAUGGAAGGCUCCUAGGUUAUUGUAGAAUGUGACUUCACACACAUCUCACUGGGUGGAAAUGGGAAUUAAGAGAAAACUGCCCUAUACUUUUAUAUUUUGUAAUCGUUAAAUAAAUUGUUACCAGCGACAAUGAAAUUUAACAUGAAAUAAUUUAGUGUUACGGAAGAAGCUGAUCAUGUGGUCAACUUUCAGAGUUACAAUAUAAUUCAGGUUUUCUUCUUCUUCUCUCCCUGCCCCCUUUUACUACAUAGCUAAUGGUGGCUAAUCCUAAAAUUAAAACUUAACUCCAAAAGAAUUAGAGUGGGGGAAUAUGUGAGAGAAAUAGCAUGAAUUAGAAUAGAGACCCAGUAUAGACUGUAAUUAUUUCUAUUUAAAAUGGAAUUUAUUUUGAUAAAUUUUAAAAUAAAUUUUACAUUAAGAGGAAAAUUGCUUAAGGCAAGAUGUAUAGCCUUUUACCCAGUUAGAGGGUAACAGCCACAGAGUUCUCGAGGUCUGUUUGCAAAGGAAAGAUGUCACAUCAGGCAGGAGAUAUCAAAAUCUAAAAUGGUAAUGGAUGUGUGACAGUAGCUUUUCUGGGGGGUGGGGUUUUUUGGAUUUUGUGUUUUGUUUCAUUUUUUAAUUUAAUUUAAAUUUUUCAACCAGUUAUUUUUAUAGGUGCUGAGCACUGCUGUUAAACCCUCAGGCCUGACUUUGGAAAUCUCCCCAAACCUGGCCUUGUGUGUCUUUUAUACUUGAUAUUUUUGGGGUUCACACAUCCACACUACAUGCGGUUCACAGCAACAGAUACUUUGAGAAACCUGCUGGGUUAAGUGGGCCUUUCCCAAACUGACAUUAGCCCAAAGUCUGCCUCAAUUCAGCUGGAUUGGGACAGAUCUGUAUUAAAAGAGUGGUUCACACCUGAUUUGUCCAGAAACCUCAGGGGAUGUGCAGUAAGAUAGGAUAAGUGGGAAACAACAACAAUAUUGUUAAAGGUAAGGGUGACAGACCUUCACCUUGCAGAUCAACAUGCCUGUUCUGUUCAUUCCCUCUGAUGCAUCUGGCACUGGUCACUCUCAGGCAGCACACUGGGCUAGAUGGACCAUUGGUCUGACCCAUUAUGACCAGUCUUGCGUUCUUAUGCAAGUCAUCCUAUGCCUGGUCUACACUGGCAAGUUUCUGCGUAGUAAAGCAGAUUUCUGCAGUGUAAUUGCCGAGGUGUACACACUGCCAAGCCACUUAGUGAGCAGAAACUGUGAAGUUGCAGUGCUGUAAAAAUACCACCCCAAUGAGAGAUGUAGAGCUUUCUGUGCAAAGGCUACAGCAUCGUGGUGCCAGUGUAGACACUCUGGUCGAUUACAGCGCUGCGAUUGGCCUCCAAGAGGUGUCCCACAAUUCCUGUUCUCGCCUCUCUGGUCAUCGGUUUGAACUCUACUGUACCGCCCGCAGGAGACCAACCAUGAACCCCACCCCUUAAAUUCCUUGGGAAUUUUGAAAGUCCUCUUCCUGUGUGCUCAGUGACGCAUGCAGUGGUCUCAGCACAUCUUUCCAGGUGACCACACCUGCUCCACGCAUCAGGCGAUCCCCAGCUUGGAGCAAUGUUGAGCUGCUGGACCUCAUCAGCAUUUGGGAGAGGAGGCUGUCCACUCCCAGCUUUUCUCCAGCCAUAGGAUACGUAUGGACAGAUUUCACGAUGCAUGAGAGAAAGGGGCCAUGACAGGGACACACUGCAAUCCAGGGUGAAAGUGAAGGAGCUGUGGAAGGCCUACUCCAUGGUGCGGGAGGCAAACCACCACUCUGGUGCUGCACUCAUGACCUCCCAGUUCUACAAAGAGCUGGAUUUGAUACUUGGUGGUGACCGCACCUCCACUGCGAAGUCCAAUGUGGAUACUUGGGUGGCUCACAUGCCAGUUGAGAGUGGACUGAGCCAGGAGGAAGAAAUCUUGGAUGAGGAGGUGGAGGGAGACCCAAAGGCAGAUGAUGAGUCAGAGGUCAGAGAUGCAUGUAGCCAGGAGUUCUUCUCUACCCCGGAGGAGGCUAGCCAGUCACAACUGUCGGAGUUUGGUGAAGUGCAAACAGAAGAGGAGGCCCCUGGACAGAGAGGACAGACAGAAAUCCAUCUUCUCCAACCCAUCCUAAUCCAAAUCUCCAAUAUUGCAACCAGUGUAGAUGUGGUCUUCAGAAACACCCCAUGCACCUCGGCCGAGCUUCUCCGCCAGAUGAGAAAGGGCCCAAGAUGCAGAAUAGAUGACAUGUUCCGGGAGGUCAUGCAGUCCUCCAGUGCAGAGAAAAGGAAACAAAAGCAGUGCUGGGAAGCUGAACGGCAGGACAGAAAAGAGAAUCAUGCAUUUGUUAAGGAUGCUACUGAGCGGAUAAUUAAAGUAAUGGAGGAGCAAACACAGAUGCUGAAGUCCUUAAUAGAGCUGCAGCAUCAGCAGAUCAGUGCUAGACCUUCAUUGCAACACAUUCAGAACUCUUUCCCCUGUCCCCCCAACUCCACCCAUACAUUCCUUUCCACCUUCCGUGACGUCUCAGUUUCCCCUUCACUCCACCCCCUGAACAAAUUUCACAAUGAGAGCUGGACCUACACACAGCUGUGAGAGUCUGGUCUUCCCUAGUUCCUCCUUUCCUGCCAAGCAACUGUACGUUUGUGUGCGAGUUUCUUGUGUAAUGAAAGCAAACUUUUAUAAUGGUAAAUCCUCCUUAUUUUUUUUUCUAUACGAUGAGAUAGCAGGAAGUGCCAAUACAUUCAUAAGCAUUUUAAUCACUUUAUUACAGGAAUCUAAGGCCCUAAAUGUCACCAUUGCCCCCAAGGAAAACAACAUGGCAUAUAACAUUGAAGCAGCUUAGAAAGAGAUAUGUUACAGGAGGUCAUGUCAAAGUGCUGCCUCAAAGCCUCCCUAAUUUGAAUAGCUCCCCUCUGGGCUCCUCUGACAGCCCUGGUAUCUGGCUGCUCAAAAUCAGUGGCCAAGCGGUCUGCCUCAGCACUCCACCCACGAGCAAACCUUUCACCCAUAGCAUCACAGAGAUUAUGCUACGUACAGCACACGGCUAUGACCACGGGAAUGUUAUCCACAUUGAGGUCUAACCUUCCAAAAAGUCAUCGCCAGCGCGCCUUUAAUCUGCCAAAGGCACAUUUCACUGUCAUCCAGCACCUACUCAGCUGUUGUUGAAAUGCUCCUUACUGCUUUCCUGGUGUCCUGUGUAAGGUUUCCUGAGCCAUGGCUGUAAGGGGUAUGCUGGGUCUCCCAGAAUCACUAUGGGCAUUUCAACAACCCCCACUGUAAUCUCGUGGCUGGGAAAGAAAGUCCGCGCUUGCAGCUUUCUGUUACAACAAGCUACAAAACAUUGAACCCACUAUAUAAUCAUGAAGUGCAAGGGCGCUGGGAACCCCCAGAUUAAUGGAUCCGGACUGGCCAUUGGCUGAAAUCUGUCUGUAUAUUGGGAUUGGUGAACGUAAGAAAUUUGCUUGGUAUUUUACGUUAUGUGUGUGUGUUGCUAAUAAAUAGAUGUUU
Molecule: messenger RNA, 5123 nt
Organism: Dermochelys coriacea (leatherback sea turtle)
Lineage: Eukaryota; Metazoa; Chordata; Testudines; Dermochelyidae
Exons: 3
Coding region: 3306-4208 (300 amino acids)
Source: RefSeq, a predicted model, not a curated record